Bemisia tabaci is the source of this 1716-nucleotide messenger RNA. It is a transcript of the gene Usp14, whose product is annotated as ubiquitin specific protease 14. The record is from RefSeq and is a predicted model, not a curated record. Gene Ontology annotation, biological process: regulation of proteasomal protein catabolic process; proteasome-mediated ubiquitin-dependent protein catabolic process; protein deubiquitination. NCBI's taxonomy places the organism in Eukaryota, Metazoa, Arthropoda, Insecta, Hemiptera, Aleyrodidae. Gene Ontology annotation, molecular function: proteasome binding; protein binding; cysteine-type deubiquitinase activity.
GUUUUAAAAGUUAAGUUCACGUUUGUGUGUGUAAGCUGUGCGUGUGCGCGAACUGAAGUGGCUAAUUUUUAUUUUCCAUAGUUUCCUUUCAAAGAAAAUAAUUGAAAUAUUCUCUAUUGAACACAUUUUUAGUCGUCUGUUCGCGCUCGCUUGAAAAUAUGCCGCAGUACAAAGUUAAAGUAAAAUGGGGGAAAGAACUGUACAAAGAUGUGGAUGUGAACACAGAUCUAGAACCAAUGGUUUUCAAAGCUCAAUUGUAUGCACUGACGGGAGUUCAACCAGCUCGGCAAAAAGUAAUGCUCAAAGGACAAACGUUAAAGGACAAUGAUUGGGGCAACAUCCAGAUUACUAAUGGUGGAACAAUAUUGCUAAUGGGGAGCAAGGAUGAUGUCCCUGCUGAACCUGAUGUUAAACCUGUAUUCGUAGAGGACAUGAAUGAUGCAGAACUUGCAUCUGCUUCAAACCUACCAGCAGGACUAAAUAACCUUGGCAAUACAUGUUACCUAAAUGCGGUAGUUCAAUGCCUCAAAAGUGUUCCAGAACUUAGGAGUGCUCUCAAACAAUAUGAAGGGGCUGUCGUAUUGGCCGGAGCACCAUCUCAAUCAAUCACUGCCGCUUUGAGAGAUUUAUAUCAAGUCAUGGACAAAGGCCAUAAUAUUCCUCCCAUUCUUCUUCUCCAAGUCCUCCACAUCGCUUUUCCUCGCUUUGCUGAAAAAUCUGAAAGCGGAUCUUAUGUACAGCAGGAUGCUUAUGAAUGUUGGACUGAAUUAGUGAGGAUGCUUCAACAAAAACUGCCCUCCAAACCUAAUAAGGAUGACUCUCCUAUCACUUUCAAAUCUUUCGUUGAGCAAUACUUUGGUGGCUCUUUUGAUGUUGAAUUUAAGUGCACUGAGGCAGACGAACCUCCCUCCACUAGCACAGAAAAUUUUUUAGAAUUAAGCUGCUUCAUCUCUCAAGAUGUCAAGUACAUGAUGGCAGGUUUACAGAGUAAAAUGCAAGAACAGCUAACGAAAAAUUCUCCAACUCUUGGUAGAGAUGCUGUUUACACCAAAACGUGUAAAAUUAGGAGGUUGCCAGCAUAUUUAACAGUUCAAUUUGUACGAUAUGUCUAUAAAGAAAAAGAUAAGGUAAACGCUAAAAUUUUGAAGGAUAUAAAAUUCCCAUACGAUUUUGACACCUAUGAGCUUUGUUCUCCAGAGCUUCAAAAGAAACUGGAACCUAUGAGACAAAAAUUUAAGGAAUUUGAAGAUAAGCAAGCUCUUGAGGCAACAUCUGGCACUGGUAAAAAACCAAUAGAAAAGAAAAAGGAUGUCAAAUAUGAACCAUACUGGUUUGAAGACGAUUUAGGCUCAAACAACUCUGGUUACUACACAUUACAAGCAGUUUUAACACAUAAAGGUCGGCUAAGUAGCAGUGGUCACUAUGUUGCAUGGGUACGGUCUCCGUCAAACCCAUCCAUGUGGAUCAAGUUUGAUGAUGAUGUUGUAACGCCCAUAACAUUAGAGGAAGUUUUGAAACUUUCUGGUGGAGGUGACUGGCAUACUGCUUAUGUUUUACUAUACGGACCCAGACAAUUAGAAAUUCCAGAGUCAUCAGAAAUAAAAAUUGAACCCUCUGACAAUAAUGGCACAAAUCAAUCAACUCCAACUUCCUAAAAAAAUUGCAUUUUUAAGUAAAGUCCCUGUAAAGCUAAUAAAUUUGUUUUAUUUAUCCAUA